UCGUCUGUCGGUCUGAGGGAUUCAGACAGCGGGUAGCUGUUCUCUACUGUAGCCGCAUCGCAGCCACCCAACCCCUAUACAUCUGCUGCUGUGGCCCGCUGACUGAGUGGAGGAUGAACGGAAGGGAUUAACGACGAGGGAGAUAGAGAGAGGGGGGAGAGGAGAGGGAUAGAGAGGGGGAAGAGGAGAGGGAUAGAGAGAGGAUGGGUAAGGACCAGGACCUGCUUCAUGCGGUGAAGACCGAGGAUCUUCUGACGGCGCAGCGGCUUCUCCAGCGACCCAGGCCCGGGAAAACCAAGUUGCUGGGAACAGCCAAGAGGGUCAAUGUUAACUUCCAGGACACAGACGGGUUGUCUCCUCUGCACCAUGCUGCUCUGAGCGGCAACAAGGAGCUGAUCUCUCUGCUGUUGGAGGCUCAGGCCACAGUGGACAUUAAGGACCAGAACGGUAUGCGUCCACUGCACUACGCGGCGUGGCAGGGGAAGACUGAGCCAAUGAAAAUGCUCCUGAAGGCGGGAUCAUCAGUCAACAUUCAAUCAGACGAGGGCCAGAUCCCCCUGCACCUAUCAGCACAGCACGGACAUUACGACGGGUCUGAGAUGUUGCUGCAGCACCAGUCUAAUCCGUGUAUCUCCGACACGGCCGGUAAGACUCCUCUGGACCUGGCCUGUGAAUUUGGACGAGUGGGGGUGGUCCAGCUGCUCCUCAGUAGUAAUGUCUGUGCAGCGAUGAUCGAGCCGAAGCCGUCGAACCCCAACGGCGUCUCUCCUCUUCACCUGGCCGCCAAGAACGGACACAUCGAUGUCAUACGUCUGCUGAUCCAAGCAGGUAUAGACAUCAACAGACAGUCAGAGUCGGGGACGGCGCUGCAUCAGGCAGCUCUCUGUGGAAAGACUGAGGUGGUGAGACUGCUGUUGGAUAGUGGCAUCAGUGCUGGGGUGAGGAACACUCUGUGUCAGACGGCUCUGGACAUCGUUAACCAGUUCACCGCCACACAGGCCAGCAGAGAGAUCAAACAGCUGCUGAGAGAUGCGUCAGCUGCGAUGCAGGUCAGAGCUCUGACAGAGUACUGCAACAACUACGACCUGACGAGCCUCAACAUCAAGACUGGAGACAUCAUCACGGUUCUGGAGCAGCAUUCUGACGGCCGGUGGAAGGGUUGUAUCCAUGACAACCGGACAGGAAAUGACCGCGUCGGCUACUUCCCCUCCAGCAUGGUGGAGGUGAUCAGCAAGAGGCCAGGUUCUCGGGGCUCUGAGUCCAGUCCUCACGGCUCUCCCACACUUGGCCAGCAGGGCGGCUCCAGCGAGGAUGUCUGGGUUCUCCGGAAGCCCCUCGCAGGUGGUGACCGUAGCAGCAGUGUGGGUAGUCUGGGUAGCGUUCGUUCCCUCGGCAGCGUCCAGAGUUCUGGAAAUACACAACACGCCCUGAAUACGCCUCCUCCGCCUGCCACAGCACACGCUACUAACACGCCAGCUAGCAGCCUGAACACACACGGCCUCAACGCUCCCGGGCUCCACGCGCAGUCGGAGGGAGUCAAGCUCCUAGCCACAGUGAUGUCCCAGUCAAUAAAGGCAAAGGAGCAUCUGUUGGAGCAGUCCAAGUCUGUGGAGCAGGCAGCAGCUGCUGCUAAGAGUCCAUCUGGUUGUCCUCCUCAAGAACAGCGCUCCUUUGAUCGCAAGGCAGAGGCAGAUGUGAAGAGUGAGGCGGUAGUGACCUGGUUGACUGAGUGUCAGCUGCAGUUCUACACCACUCACCUCCUCACCGCUGGCUAUGACCUAGACACCAUAGGCCACAUGACCCCCGAGGACCUGACAGCAAUCGGUGUAACUAAACCAGGCCAUCGUAAGAAGAUGACAUCAGAGAUCAGCAAACUGCCGUCUGGUGACUGGCUACCUGACCACAAACCAGCCAGCCUGGCAGAGUGGUUGUCAGCGAUUGGGCUGAACCAGUACUACCAGGUUCUGGUGCAAAAUGGAUAUGACAACAUCGACUUCAUCACUGAGAUCAGCUGGGAGGACCUGAAGGAGAUUGGCAUCACCAAGCUGGGCCACCAAAAGAAGAUGAUGUUAGCAGUGAGGAGACUGGGGAAGUUCCAGAGAGGAGAGAGUAUCUCUCAGCCUUCUACCCCUCCUUCUGGCUCCACCCCUCCUUCUGGCUCCACCCCUCCAUCCUCCUCCACUCCUCCCCCCUCUACCCCACUUCCCUCCACUGGGAGGGGUCAGAGGCCCCCCCUCACUAAACCCCGGCCAGGGAUUGAGUCCCCAACACACACACCCUCCCCACCUCACACUCCCACCAAGACCCACAAGGCUCGAGCCCACCCCUCCACCCAGCCCCCGCCAGCUGAUUCGCCAGUCCAAGAAGGGGGUGUGUCUGUUCCUUUACUCUGUCUGCCAAUGGAGGAGGAGCAUCGGCGAACUCACAGCCUGAUUGGCUACUCGGGGUACGAAGCCGAUGCCCUCUCGGUUACAGACUUCGCCCCUAGAUACGCCACGGUCUGCCGCAGCAGCUCGGCUCAACGCUCCGACCCCAAUGACGCAACUGUCAACCGCAGCCAAUCAUCAGUCACGCUGCGGCCCAGGAGGAAAGGCCGGCCCCCGACUCCGCCGAAACGGUCGUGUUCCUCCAUCUCCGGGGGCGACGGGCUGGGGGAGGGGCUGGGGGUAGUAGGGAUCAGGGAGAGGAGAGCCAGCGACUGUGGAGGGCUGGCGGAGAGGAGGGGGGAGGGGGGGCUGGUGAGGUCAGAGGGGGCGGGGGGGAGCGUCCGGAGCAUCGCCGCCAUGUUGGAGACAUCGAUGGGAGGAGUUGGUCCUGGAGGGGGAGGGGCCAAGACCCUGCCCAGAACCAUGGGAGGCAGAGGCAGCUACCUCAACCCUACACAGGUUAGUCCGGCGGCGUUGCGUCGUCAGGCCGGGUCAGGUGGUCUCGGGUCUGAUGAUGAUAUCAUGAAUCGGCGUCGGACCAUCAGCGGUCCGCUCACCGACCAGACAGACUCAGCCCAGAUCCAGUUCCCGCGGCAACACACUGAGCUACGCCCAGAACCCCGUCCACGCUCCACGGUCGUCACGCCGACAGGAGAAGGGCUUAUUACGGAUGGAACAGCGACCAUCAACCGAAGGAGAAAGCCCCACCCCCCCAACUAUUCUGACGCAGAGAAGUUCCAUCUGACGGAGACAGACACCAUUCGGCGACGCCCACGCAGCCGCGAGCACAGCAAUGACCAAUCCGACAACAGCACAACCACCAGCAGCCAACCAGCGAGCGCCACACCUGGCAGCGGCCAAACAGACAGCAGCAGGAAGAACGUUGACCAACCAGAGAGCAGCAGGAAGAGCGUUGACCAACCAGAGAGUAGCAUUGACCAAUUGCAUCACAGCCAGUUGGCCCCCCAGCAGGUGAACGGAGGGGUCGACCAAUCUCACCGCAUCAUCCUGCGGAUACGGCCCGGGUCGGAGGCUGAGGGGGAGGUGGCCUCUCGCAGGGAGAGCUGUGAUAGGCCAGAAGUCAGGAAGCCGCUGAAGCCGCCGGUGUCGCCCAAACCCUCGAUGGUGGCCGUGAGGAGACAGCAGCAGGACCCCCCCACCCCGACCAGACGCGUUCCCUUACCUGGGCCUGAAGCUGACAGUCCUGCAGAUCCGAGCCCCUCCACUCCCCAGACCCCCUCCACCCCCGGUUCCACCCCCCACCCCGUCAAGCCUCCCCGCUCCUCCAUUUCUGGCCUCUCUGUCGACCUGCUGAGAGUUGAGAGAAGGAGAGAGCAGGAGGAGGAGCAGACCAAGGAGGAGGCUCCAGCCCAAGUAGGGGAGGAGGAGGAAGAAGAGGAGGUGCAUCAUCUGAGGUUGGAGGAGACCAGCGCCUCCCUAGCUGCAGCUCUGGAAGCUGUGGAGCAGAAGAUUAACCAGGAUCACACACACAACCAACAGUACUGUGCAGCCGAGAAGACGACAGUCAACAUUCUAGACGACAUCGGCAGCAUGUUUGACGACCUGGCGGACCAGUUGGACGCCAUGUUGGACUAGAGCUCCCAGCGUCGCUACGACAACCAGCCAAGAGCUGACUGCUUACGCCAGCUAUCCCAGGGUGCUUUGCGGCUCCUGUAUAGAAUAGCUAUGAUAGAAGUGUUCCUGUGUGUUCAUAUUCCUGACGUAGUGCACUACUAUAGAGCUCGGGUCGACUGCACUACAUAGGAGGGAAUGGGGAUGUUACCGUGGUGAUGUUACCGUGGUGUUGGGUGGUAGAUGUUCCUGAAGCAGGAAGUUGUAUAUGUUUGUAUUCUCCCUCCCCUCUCAUUGGUCAAGAAGUAUUCUGAAAGCACACACACACACAUGCAGGUAGACAGACAGCCACAAGGUGUUAAGCACAGAAACAG
Oncorhynchus mykiss (rainbow trout) is the source of this 4372-nucleotide messenger RNA. The record is from RefSeq and is a predicted model, not a curated record. NCBI's taxonomy places the organism in Eukaryota, Metazoa, Chordata, Actinopteri, Salmoniformes, Salmonidae.